Molecule: messenger RNA, 2232 nt
Organism: Humulus lupulus (European hop)
Lineage: Eukaryota; Viridiplantae; Streptophyta; Magnoliopsida; Rosales; Cannabaceae
Product: transcription termination factor MTERF2, chloroplastic
Exons: 6
Coding region: 27-2009 (660 amino acids)
Biological process (GO): regulation of DNA-templated transcription
Molecular function (GO): double-stranded DNA binding
Source: RefSeq, a predicted model, not a curated record
UCCAUGGUUUUGGUUACACCGUAUGCAUGUAUGUCUCACUAUUGGCAACAAAAAUGCUCUCUUCUCCUUCUCCGCCAUGCCACUACCACUCCACCGUUUACAAUCCACGCGCCUCCGUUUUCCACCGCUCGAACUCCAAUUCUGGUGGUUUCCACCAUUUAAAAAUCUCAAAAAUCCAAAGCAGAGCUUCCACUUCCGGUGAGCCCACCCCCGAACUCAAUCCUCGGAACCAUAACUCCAAGUCCAUGGCCCUCCUUCUCCACCACCUCUCAAACCAAUCCCAAUCUUCGAACCCUAAACGAGAAGACCUGGAGCACCCUCGGUUGUCCGCCGAAGAGAGAGUGAGGCUCUUGGAAUUGUCCCUGGUACAGAACAGGACGCCUCAGUUCCCUGGCUCCGUCUACGUACAGUCCCCCAGCGAUGCAGAUGUGUCCAGUUCCCUUCCGCCAUUGCAGACUCUGUUUCGAGAUGGUGAUUUUGAUGAGGACAAUGAUCAGGAGAUGAUAAUGCGUGCGGUUGAGAUUCGGAGAAAAGUGACGGCCGAGAUUUUCCUGGAAGCCAUGAGAAGGGGGAAGUUUGGGAUCACUUACAGCUCGAAUUUGGUGAGCAAGUUGGAUGAUUUCAUCGAUUAUGUUAUGGUUGAGGCUGCUUCAUUAAAGCGCUUGCCGGAAUUUUCAAAUUCCAACUUCAAUGUUCGCGCCAAGACUGUCAUACAUGAUUCAAAUGUUGUGCCACUGAUCAGGUGGUUGAAGCAUAAUUCAUUGUCUUAUCCUCAAAUUAGAAAGCUUAUUUGCAUGUCUAAGGGAGAUCUAGAGUCCAUUAUCCGUUUAGCUAACUGGUUGAAGUCAAUGCAUGUUAAGGGGAGAUUCAUAGGACUUGCCAUGUUAAAAGGAGGAGAGAGCGUUUUCAAACGUGGUAGUGAAGAACUUGAUGAGAUUUUUGAGUAUUUGGAGAGAAAUGGAGUAAGGAAAGAGUGGACAGGCUAUGUUUUGAGUCGAUGCCCGCAACUGUUGUCCUACAGUUUUGAAGAAAUAAAAACUCGGGUGGGGUUCUUCUUAGAUAUGGGCAUGAACGACAAGGAUUUUGGCACAAUGGUAUUUGAUUAUCCGAGAAUACUUGGCUACUUUACUUUAACAGAGAUGAGCGAAAAGGUUAACUAUUUAAAGGAGUUUGGCCUAAGUAUUGAGGAAGUUGGCAAAUUACUUGCAUUUAAACCAGAAUUGAUGAGCUGUAGUAUUGAGGAAAGGUGGAAGCCUCUAGUCAAGUAUCUGUACUACCAUGGAAUUUCACGAGAUGGCAUGAGGAGAAUGCUUACUAUUAAACCGAUGGUUUUCUGUGUGGAUUUGGAGAUGACCAUUGUGCCGAAGGUACAAUUUUUUAAGAACAUUGGCAUUCGAGAUGAUGCUAUAGGAAACAUGCUUGUAAAGUUCCCUCCACUGCUAACUUAUAGCCUCCAUAAGAAAAUCCGGCCAGUGGUAAUUUUCUUGAUGACCAGAGCAGGAGUUACUAAGAGAGAUAUUGCGAAGGUGAUAGCCUCAGGACCAGAGCUCUUGGGAUGCAGUAUUGUGCAUAAGCUUGAGAUUAAUAUGAAGUAUUAUCUAUCAUUAGGCAUACGUCUUCAACAAUUGGGUGAGAUGAUUGCUGAUUUUCCCAUGCUGCUGCGGUACAAUUUGGAUGUUCUCCGUCCUAAGUAUCGUUACUUACGGAGGACCAUGGUCCGCCCUUUGGAAGAUGUGAUUGAGUUUCCAAGGUUUUUCAGCUACUCUUUGGAGAGUCGAAUUAUUCCAAGACACAAAAUUCUGGUGGAGAAUAGGGUCAAUAUGAAAUUGCGCUACAUGCUGGGUAGCACUGAUGAGGAGUUGGAAAAGAAGAUUCAAGAUAUAAGGGAAAGACGCCAGAGAUUUGAAUCAACCAUUGUAAAUGAUGAAUUCUUUAGUCCUGAAAAAGAAAUUGACGAUGACUUCACUGUCGAACAGACAUUAAUUGAUACAGAAACUGAGGCAAAAUAAUCUUUUCCAUGAAUGCAAUCUCCUGCCAGAUUUCUGAAGAAUCACAGAAUUGUUCAAUGUUCUAUCUUUUCUAGUUAAUGCUCCAAUGCCUUCAGUUACAUGAUGGACCUUAUCAAGCUGUUGAAAAGAAAGUGAUCGUAACCCAGACCAAUAAUGAAAAUUUUGUUCAAGGAGCGCAGUGAAGUUGUGCGGAGAAUAAACCAAAAGUCUAGGAAGCCAUUAG